CAACAGCAGCCUGGCCCUGUGCAUGCAGGACGCGGUGGGAGCUCAGAUAGAUCACACCAUCUGGUAGAGAAGAAAAGCACAGAAAAUCGCAUCUGCGUGACGGACAAAGGGGAAACUUUUACGAAUCGCGUCGACAUGGGGAUCCGAAAAAAGACCAACAAGAACCCGCCGGUGCUGAGCCACGAGUUUGUGAUCCAGAACCAUGCAGAUAUUGUUUCCUGUGUUGCUAUGGUGUUCCUGCUCGGGCUGAUGUUUGAGGUCACCUCAAAGUUUGCAGUAUUAUUCAUUACUGUCCAGUACAAUGUGACCAUAUCAACAAAUGAGGGCCCAGAGGAGACAGCAGUGAACCACUUCCACCAUGGCAUCAAGGACCUGGCAACCGUUUUCUUCUACAUGCUGGUGGCCAUCAUCAUGCAUGCAAUCAUCCAGGAGUACGUGCUGGACAAAUUCAACCGGAAAAAGCACUUCUCCAAAACCAAGCACAGCAAGUUCAAUGAGUCAGGCCAGCUCAGCGCCUUCUACUUGUUCUCCUUCGCUUGGGGCACGAACAUCCUUCUAUCUGAAAACUUCCUGUCCAAUCCCGUCGCCCUGUGGGAGGGUUAUCCUCAUACGCUGAUGCCAUUCCAGAUGAAAUUCUUCUACAUUUGCCAGAUGGGCUACUGGCUACACGCUCUCCCAGAGCUGUAUUUCCAAAAGGCAAAGAAAGAGGAUAUCCCACGGCAGCUCGUGUACAUCUUCCUGUACCUGGUCCACAUUGCUGGCGCCUACAUUCUGAAUUUGAACCGGCUGGGUUUGGUCCUGCUGGUGUUGCAUUAUUUUGUCGAGCUUCUGUUCCAUGUCUCCCGUCUCGUCUACUUCAGCAACGAGAACAGACAAAUGGGAUUCACCAUCUGGGCUGUCUUGUUUGUGAUUGGACGGCUGCUUACUUUGUCCCUGUCGGUCCUCACCGUGGGCUUCGGCCUCUCCACCACUGAAAACCAAGGCUUUGAUUUGGCUGCAGGAAACUUCAACAUUUUCUUUGUGCGGAUGACCGUCCUGUCAGCCAUCUGCCUUACGCAGGCCUUCAUGAUGUGGAAGUUUAUCAACUUCCAGCUGCGGCGAUGGAGAGAGCAUGCCGAGGCUCAGACAUUGAAAAAGAAACAGGCUCCUGCUAAGAGCAAGUCGAAAAAGGACAAAGGUGGGAGGGCAAGAAACACCCAACUACAAAUAAACUCUAACGGAGUAAAUGGCGUGAGCUCUCAUGGAGCCGAUUCACCGAGAUCAAGAAAAGAGAAGUCCUCAUAAGACAUAAAGAGGAGAAGAAAAGUAAACAUUCCUGCCAGCCUUCCUCAUCCCGCGUAUCUCAAAGAGCCGUCUCUCCCAGGGUCUUCUCGGCUAUGUCCAGCUGGCUGAUUCAACGGCUCCUUGACCCCCCCAGACCCCAUGUGUGGAUUCACCUUCCCGCACAGGACCGACCUCCCAGCUGGAAUUCCCAGGGCCACUCAGAUUUGCUUUUGCUGCCGAUCGUCCAGCUCACGUUCAGCUCCAAAUCUUCCUUCUGUGGUAUUAAUGAAAAACCAACAAAUAAACUGAGGGAAAAAGACCUUAUUUAAGAAGUGCCUAUUGAUGUGGAUUGUUUUUUUUUGUUGUUUUUUUUUGGGGGGGGGUGAUUUUUUGUACUGAUUGUAAUUGUACCAAAUCAGGAAUGAUCACUUUAUUUCUUUUUUUCACUUCAGGUCAUUUAGUGCUUUAUCGAAAUGACGUGUAUUCCUUUUCUUUCACCUCCAUAUCUUGUAUUUAUAUUCCAACCAGCUCAUCCUGAUGCUGUUUUUCUCUUGGAUGAAUUCCAUUUUAAAUUUCUCCUGCAUUCCCAAGAUUGGAGGUUGUAUAAAGUCCUGUUAUCUCCAGCCUUCGCCCAGAUC
This is a messenger RNA of Xiphophorus maculatus (southern platyfish), 1901 nucleotides long. It is a transcript of the gene tram1, whose product is annotated as translocation associated membrane protein 1. Gene Ontology annotation, cellular component: endoplasmic reticulum membrane. The transcript has 11 exons. The record is from RefSeq and is a predicted model, not a curated record. The coding region runs from base 136 to 1284 and encodes 382 amino acids. NCBI's taxonomy places the organism in Eukaryota, Metazoa, Chordata, Actinopteri, Cyprinodontiformes, Poeciliidae. Gene Ontology annotation, biological process: SRP-dependent cotranslational protein targeting to membrane, translocation; protein insertion into ER membrane.